Messenger RNA from Paraphaeosphaeria sporulosa, 1278 nucleotides. RefSeq names its product cytochrome P450. Lineage: Eukaryota; Fungi; Ascomycota; Dothideomycetes; Pleosporales; Didymosphaeriaceae. The record is from RefSeq and is a predicted model, not a curated record. Bases 1 to 1278 code for a protein of 425 amino acids. Gene Ontology annotation, molecular function: heme binding; oxidoreductase activity, acting on paired donors, with incorporation or reduction of molecular oxygen; monooxygenase activity. The transcript is spliced from 6 exons.
AUGAUCGCUAUAGCAAGAGUUGUCAUCAAUUCCGUCGCCGCAUAUUUAGCCUUCUGGGUAGUACGAGCCAUUUAUCGUCUAUUUUUCCAUCCACUGUCGCGCUACCCAGGCUCAAAGGUUGCUGCAGUGUCAAAACCAUGGUACGAAUGGUAUUGGAAUUUUCACCACAAGGGCAUGCUGGUGUUCGAAAUCGAAAGGUUGCAUGAGCGCCUAGGUCCCGUCGUCCGCAUUGGUCCCAACGAUUUGCACAUCAACGAUCCAGAAGUCUUCCGGGAGAUGACGAAAGUGGGCUGCCAUUUUACCAAGGAUCCGGAGUUCUAUAGUUUUAUCACGUUUCCAGGAACUUCCAUUGGCGAAGUAGAUCCCAACCUUCACAAAAUCAGGCGACAGGUUCUCACUCCUGCAUUCUCGCCUCAAAGGGUGCAAUAUCUGGCGCCAAUGGUGAAAACCAAAGUUGAUCGUCUGCUCGAGCGUUUCAAUAGCUUCGCAUCUCAGUCACAGCCCGUGAAUAUGUUCAAAGCAUCCAAAGCGUUUACAAUGGACAUCAUAUCCGACAUUGUUCUAGGUAAAGAACUGGGAUGCAUAGAUAAUCCGGAGUUCAAGAACCAGUUCAUAGAGUAUUUGCACGCCUCUUUCGCCUCUGGAUGGAUUGGAACUGCAUUCCCGAAUUUCCUCAAGUUUUCUCUGGCAUUCCCAAUAUUUCCUAUACCGAUCAUGGAGUUCAGAAAUACAGAAUUCAAUCGAUCAGUUGUCAUUGACAUGCUGCUCGAUCCAGCCUCAGCUAAAGACCAUAGUACCUUGAACGCUGCACAACUGGCUGAAGAGGUCAUAAUGUUGCUAGCAGCUGGGAAUGACACCGCGUCAGAUGCUAUCAUUGUUGGAAUUUACCAAACACUUCGUAACCUUAGCAUCUGCCAGAAGCUGAAUCAAGAACUACUUGCCGCUUUUCCAGACAUAACAGAAGAGAUAACAUAUGAAAAGGCAAAACGUUUACCUUACCUUACAGCUAUCGUUAAAGAGGCCAUAAGAUAUAGCAAUCCAUUGCCCGGAAAGGCUCCUCGAGUUGUACCCCCGGGUGGGUUCAAUUUAUAUGGGCAUACAUUGCCCGCCAAGACAAUCCUCAUCACUUCGGCGUACCUCCUGAACCGUCAUCCUUCAGUCUUUCCAGACGGGAAGAAUUUUAAACCGGAACGAUGGCUAACAGAAAGUUCCGAUCAUUUCGACAAGUAUAUGGCUAGCUUCUAUCGCGGAACGAGACAAUGCCUUGGGAAGGAGUAA